CACGGCCGGGAUUGCAGCAGCCUUGCGGGGGGACGCGUCGCGCUUGCCGAUCGCCUCGACGAGCCGGGCAGGAGGACGCCGAGGGCGCGCGCAACAAGUGGCCCCUGGGGCGGCGAGGGAGCGCCCUAGAGAGGCACAGACUAGAGAGAGCCGCGCCAGCGCAGCCCAGCCCGCCCUGCAGCACCUAUCAAAGGUCUCCAGGGAUCUUCCCACCCACCCAAGCCAGGCCCCCUGUCUGGAUCGGUGAGCGCCUGGGCUGCCUUUGCCAAGCGGGACGCCCACGGGAGCCCUUCUCCUGCUUAGCCUUCUGCUUGGGUUAACCAGCCACCGGAGGAAAGCGGCGGCGGCGGCGGCUGCGGCAACUUCCAGUAUGACAGCUGAGAAGGAAAAAAAGAGGAGCAGUUCCGAAAGGAGGAAGGAGAAGUCAAGGGAUGCAGCAAGGUGUAGAAGAAGUAAAGAGACCGAAGUAUUCUAUGAGCUGGCCCAUGAACUUCCUUUGCCUCACAAUAUUAGUUCCCAUCUGGACAAGGCAUCUAUAAUGCGUCUUGCAAUCAGUUUCUUACGGACCCACAAACUGUUGUCUUCAGUAUGCACUGACAACAAGAAUGAAAUUGAGACUGAUCAACAGAUGGACAACUUGUAUCUAAAAGCUCUGGAGGGAUUUAUAACUGUGAUCACACAGGAUGGAGACAUGAUCUUCUUGUCAGAAAACAUCAGCAAGUACAUGGGCCUGACGCAGGUGGAGCUGACUGGACACAGCAUCUUUGACUUCACUCACCCAUGUGAUCAUGAGGAAAUUCGAGAAAAUCUGAGUUUGAAAAAUGGUCCUGGCUUCGGUAAAAAAAACAAAGAGCUGUCCAUGGAGCGUGACUUCUUUAUGAGAAUGAAAUGCACUGUUACCAAUCGAGGCAGAACUGUGAAUCUCAAAUCUGCCACGUGGAAGGUUCUACAUUGCACUGGACAAAUUAAGGUCUAUAAUACAUGCCCUCCUCAUGCUCUCUGUGGCUAUAAGGAACCUCUCUUAUCCUGCCUUGUAUUAAUGUGUGAGCCCAUUCAACACCCUUCCAACACUGAUAUCCCACUGGACAGCAAGACCUUCCUGAGCCGUCACAGCAUGGACAUGAAAUUCACCUAUUGUGAUGACAGGAUAACUGAAUUAGUUGGAUACCAUCCCGACGAGCUGCUGGGCCGUUCUGCAUAUGAAUUCUACCACGCAUUGGACUCCGAGAACAUGACCAAAAGUCAUCAGAACUUGUGUGCCAAAGGACAAGUGGUCACUGGACAAUACCGCAUGCUUGCCAAGCACGGUGGAUAUGUGUGGUUGGAGACCCAAGGCACGGUCAUCUACAAUACACGCAACCUGCAGCCUCAGUGCAUUAUCUGCGUCAACUAUGUCCUGAGUGAAAUUGAGGACAACGAUAUUGUGUUCUCCAUGGAUCAGACGGAAUCGCUGUUUAAGCCUCACAUGAUGGCAAUGAAUCCAGUCUUUGACAAUGGAGUCCCAGUGGCGGAGAAGAGUGAUUUCUUGUUCACCAAACUGAAAGAAGAACCAGAAGAGCUUGCCCAAUUGGCACCAACACCAGGCGAUGCUAUUAUAUCUCUUGACUUUGGGACGCAGAAGUUUGAGGAAAUCUCUACCUUCAACAAAGCUGUGAUGACCCCAAACAAGCAGUGGCCUCCGGAAAUGAAGAGCCAGCCUCCCGCAACAGAAAAACUGUGUGUGCCGUCGUUCACAUUGCCGCAGGUCGCACCCGGCAGCAGCACCCCCAGCGCAAGCAGCAACAGCAGCUGUUCUACACCCAGCAGCCCAGGAGACUACUACACUUCCUUGGAAGAAGACCUGAAGAUUGAGAUGAUUGAGAAACUUUUUGCCAUGGACACAGAUGCCAAGAACCAGUGCAGCUCACAGACUGAUUUCAAUGAGCUAGACCUGGAAACUUUGGCUCCUUACAUUCCCAUGGAUGGGGAAGAUUUCCAGCUCAGCCCCAUCUGCCAAGAGGAACGCCCUCUCUCGGAAAGUGCCCAACUCACCCAGCAGAGCUUGAGUAACAUGAGCAACCUCUUCCAGCCCCUGGCUCCUCCCUCGCAGAGCCAGUUCCUCCCAGAGAAGUACUGCCAGCCGGUGUCUAACAAAAACGUGAACAUGAGCCAGGGGCCUGUGCCGCCAGCAUUCUUCAGCAACGGAAGGCAAUCCGCAUCCUUGUUGCCCUACUACGCACAAGCCAGCACUCCGCUGUCUUCAAUGGGUGGAAGACCAAACACGCAGUGGCCACCUGACCCACCAUUACCAUACAUCUCUUCAAAGUGGAGGCUGGCAGGCAAUAAGUGCUCUGGGUCCUUACCUAGCUCCCCAUCAGGACCACCACUGCAUUUGGCUAAUAUGAAUUUGUAUAAGCAAAGGUCACUGGAGAGCCUUGGACAGAGGGGCACAGAAUGUGCCCUGCACGAUCUCAACCCUGAUCUCAGCCCUGCACGAAUGGCUCUCGCCAACAGUCUGAAGCUGAAGCGGCAGCUGGACUACGAGGAGCAAGGGUUCCAGCACCCAAACGGGACGCAGGUAGACGCAUCUGGCAUUAACCCAACGCACUUAAUGUGGAAGAGGAUGAAAAUCCUGAGAGGUGAAAAUUGUGCAUUGCUCACAGAGAAGAAGUCGCUCAGCACAAGUGUCCUUAAUGAUGAAUUUCUUUGUAACCCACAAAGAGGCUCAGGCCAGCUAAUGAAUAUGGUGCAGCGGCGGCGGCAGUCUCAGCAACUACCCCCCUCCUCUGGAAACCCUGCCAAUAACCCCAAAGCUGUGUUCUCACCGCACUUUUACAGUCCUCCAUAUCAGGACUUCAAUGUGCCGCAAGCUCAUAGGAUGUCAGGAGUGACGAGUCGUCUGCUUGGCCCAUCUUCUGAAUCUUAUUUGUUGCCAGAAUUGACCCGAUAUGACUGUGAGGUUAACGUCCCGGUUCCUGGCAGUUCGACGCUUCUGCAGGGAAGUGAAUUGCUUCGAGCCCUCGACCAGGCGACCUGAGUCAAUCUGCAGCAUUCUCUGGCUUAUACUGUUCAAAGCAGCUGCAGUUUUUAAAUCUAUUUUUUCAAGUAGACAAUUUCUAAUACUGAUUACACUUUUACAAGAUUUUACUUACCUGUUGAACUUGCCCACGUUACCAAAUAGUGGCCUUUUUUGUGAAGUUACUUACUUUCUUAUUCGUAUUAAAAGAAAUAUGCAUCUACUGUAUGUUUUCCCACCUCUUAUUUUGCUAAAAUGUUCCUUAGAAAGUUUAUAUUAUAUGAUUCCCCUUUACUGUGUGUAAUUUAUAUGUUCUGAAACUUCCUCAUUAUUCAUGCUAAUAACAAGCUGUGGUGAGCGGAUGCCUCUAUGUAAUACUUUGGCUCCAUUAUUGCAAAGACUAUUUUUAUUGCCAAAGAUAAGUAAAAUAAACCUAUCUUUUCCCCUAA
Hemicordylus capensis (graceful crag lizard) is the source of this 3444-nucleotide messenger RNA. It is a transcript of the gene EPAS1, whose product is annotated as endothelial PAS domain protein 1. Lineage: Eukaryota; Metazoa; Chordata; Lepidosauria; Squamata; Cordylidae. The coding region runs from base 371 to 3016 and encodes 881 amino acids. The transcript has 16 exons. Gene Ontology annotation, molecular function: RNA polymerase II transcription regulatory region sequence-specific DNA binding; DNA-binding transcription factor activity, RNA polymerase II-specific; protein dimerization activity. Gene Ontology annotation, cellular component: cytoplasm; transcription regulator complex; nucleus. Gene Ontology annotation, biological process: cellular response to hypoxia; regulation of transcription by RNA polymerase II. The record is from RefSeq and is a predicted model, not a curated record.